AUGCUCUCCCCGCGCCAUGCUGAUAUCCCGGAUAGUGGCCCCGGCGUUGAACACCACUGGGGAUACCUUAAUCGUCAACUCCCCUGUACCAGUGGUGUGGAAAAGUGUGCAUAUUUAGAUACGGUCUAUCAUAGUCAUGAUUUGUCGGUGCUCUAUAGCGCUAUUUUCUGGGCGACCAUUCUUGGAAUUAUAUUGCUUUGCUUCAUCGGCCACUACUGCAAUCCCAUCUCACGGAAGUCCACGUCCUCGUGCGUUCAGAAAGAGGGCGAAAUUGAACAUAGAUCACAGAGCUCAUUUUAUCGCAUGAGAAGAUCACUGGGUUCGAUAUACCACCGCUAUUUUGUCCAAGAAUCUUUGACCUUUAUAUUCGGCCGCACCACUCGUUUCAAUAUCCUCAUCCUCGCCAUUCUAGCCGGUUAUCUCGUCAUCUUUAGCUUUGUCGGAAUCGUCUACAAAACAUGGUACAUCCCCGUCAAGGGGACUAAUUUGACUUCAACUCCCAACGGAAUUGGUCCGUGGGCUGAUCGAAUUGGAGUUCUCGCAUAUGCCUUAACGCCUCUCGCCGUGCUUCUGUGUACUAGGGAAUCCCUCCUUUCCCUCUGUACGGGAAUACCGUACCAUCACUUCAACUUCCUUCAUCGCUGGCUGGGCUGGAUUAUUUACCUUCAAUCUGCUCUUCACACCUUUGGCUGGACCCUCAUGGAGGGGAGGAUGUACAAACCACAACCCUCAACAUGGAACGCUUUUAUAGCUCAGGAAUACAUAAUCUGGGGCGUCGUGGCCAUGAUAUUCCUGUCAUUCCUAGUCUUCUUCAGCACCAAAUGGGCCAUCCGACUCACUGGAUACGAGUUCUUCCGCAAGGCACAUUAUGUUGUCGCCAUGCUUUACGUGGGUGCUUGCUGGGGACACUGGAAGCAGCUUUCAUGCUGGAUGAUCGCUUCUCUGGUCGUGUGGUUACUUGAUAGAGGCAUCCGGCUCUUGCGCACUUUCCUUACGCACUUCGGCCCGCACGCUUCAGAAACUUACUCCUUCUGGGGUCUGCACAUUCCCAAAGCUCGCAUGACCUCCUUUCCGAACGAUGAAGACGGAGACGUCGUCCGUCUGGAUUUCGAGCAUGACCAUAGUCCUUGGGAAAUCGGUCAACAUUUUUACCUGUGUUUCCCCGGCCUUAGUAUCUGGCAAUCGCACCCCAUGACACCGUCCUCUGUCCCUGGCGGGUCGAAGCAGUCGCAUACUUACAUCAUCCGCGCGAAGAACGGCUUAACCAAGGAUUUGGCUCACAUGGCCCGUCAACCCCAGGAAUCAAAUUCAGAAGAACCACCAAGUACAUCCAUCGUUCUUUCUGGACCAUACGGGCAAACCAUCGUCGACAACGAUCUACACUGCUCGGACGACAUCAACCUCUUCUGUGUCGCAGGCGGCACAGGAGUGACAUUCGUCCUUCCCAUCUUACAAGCCAUAGUCUUGAACCGAUACUUCUCCACCCGGAGAAGUCUAGUAGAACUCAUCUGGAUCGUCCGCCGCAAGUCAGACAUGCGAUGGCUCAGCGACGAAUUGGAAAUAUUUCGUACCGCCGCACAAGCAUGCACCCACUUCCGGAUCCGGGUAUACGUUACCCGCGAAGACGACCGAGCCAAUGUUCGAAACUCCUUCACACCACAAUAUAUCACCGAUUCUGAAAUCAAGAGACCUGUGUCUACUGUUUCUCACGAAACGCAUCUGUCGGAUAGUCCAUUCUCUGUGCAUUGCUUGCGUCCCGGCAAUUCCGAUACCUCGGUACACCCAGAUGUGCCGGCGGAUUUGACUGAUUUCGUUCAACGCACUGUUCACGGUCCAACAAGGGUUAUUGCCAGUGGGCCGACGGGGUUGAUCUCCUCGCUUCGCACGACUGUGGCCUCACUUAAUGAUCCGGGUCAGGUGUGGAAGGGUAAUGAGAGAUAUGAUGUGGAGUUGAUUCAUGAUGAUCGGUUGGAGUAUUGA
Messenger RNA from Aspergillus oryzae RIB40, 1980 nucleotides. RefSeq names its product ferric reductase family protein. The transcript has a single exon. The record is from RefSeq and is a predicted model, not a curated record. Gene Ontology annotation, biological process: intracellular iron ion homeostasis; iron ion transport; copper ion import. Lineage: Eukaryota; Fungi; Ascomycota; Eurotiomycetes; Eurotiales; Aspergillaceae. Bases 1 to 1980 code for a protein of 659 amino acids. Gene Ontology annotation, cellular component: plasma membrane. Gene Ontology annotation, molecular function: ferric-chelate reductase activity.